CGGAGUCGUGCCGGCCGGCUCCCUCCCUCUCUGCUCUCAGUUCCCUCCCCUUGGAGUCAGGUCGGCCUGCUCCCUCCCUGGGGGGGUUGCCAGGCCGGGUUGCCUAGGGCGCCCACCUGACCCGGCCCUGCCUUUACUACACAUUAUGUGAAGGCAAAUGCACCCCUCUUCCCUACCCUACGCGAUUUUUAUUUAUUUAUUUCCACAAGCUGCCCCAUAUUCUGCCUCAUAUUCUGCCUCAUUUCCCUCGUGUCCCACUCAUGCGUACUAAUGGACAACAUUUCAGUACGUUUUCAUAUACAGUCAGUGACAGGCUGACAGACAGCUGAGGGCAAUGACAGACAGCUGAGGGCAAAACAUUAACAGCUAAAUCCGCCCGCCCGCACUAGAUUUACAGUCUUCCGCAACGUCAACCACAAGGACGAUGAAAGCGUUUUCUGGAUUCUGAUUGGCUAACGAGGUGAUGAUCUGUCAUGUGACUGUGGUGUGUUCUUUCUGCAGUCAGUAUUGCUGCUGCUAGCACCGAGUGCGGAUGUUGCGCUUCGUCAUGGAGCCUUGCGCGUGUCCUGCCGCCUUGUUUUUGCUGCUGAGUGCAGCAGUGCUUUUGGGAGCCACGGCUUUUGAAGUGGAAAUAAAAGAUGACAAAAAUGCAACAUGUAUAUAUGCAAAGCUCUCGGUGAAUAUAACAGUACAGUAUGAAACGAAUACCAGCAGCUCGAAAAACGUAACCUUUCCAGUGCCCAGCAAAGUGACCACAAAUGGAAGCAGUUGCGGCUCAGAUAGCGAGGCUCCUAUACUAGUCACUCACUUUGGGAACAGUCACUCGUGGAGCUUAAACUUCACCAAAAACGAAAGCACGUACAGUGGGAGCGCCCUCAUCUUUACUUACAACACAAAUGACACCACUUUAUUUCCGGAUGCUCUGAGGAAAGGGUUGCUUAGCUCUCCUGCCACAUUCCUGGGUCCUGUCCCUCUGAACUCAACCUAUAAAUGUAUUAGCAGUGAAGUUGUAGUCGGCAAGAACGUCACGCAGAUUAUCUAUGAUGUCAAACUUGAAGCGUUCGUGCCAAAUGGUACACUUGGUAAAGAGGUCACUUGCGAUGCUGAUAAACCAUAUCCGUCACCAUCUCCCACACAACCCUCUACAACAGCCAGCACUACUACACCAGCUCCCACCUCCAAACCUCUAGAUAAUCCCACCACAGGCAACUAUACAGUAUCGGAUGUUAAUGGGACAUGCUUGCUUGCUUCCAUGGGGCUCCAGAUUAAUACAUCUUUGCUUUCUGAAGGCGAAAACAUCUGGACACCAUUCAACAUAGACCCCUGGGUUAUAAAGAGUAACGGAACCUGCACCAAUCAGACUGGCACUUUGAUUCUUACAGAAAACAGCACUAUAAUAGAAUUUACCUUUGCUCUUAAGAACAAGAACCAUUUCUACUUAGAGGGAGUGAAUGUCACCCUAAUAAAUGGCUCAGCAUUUUCUUACAGACAAAAUCAAAAUCUGAGUGAUUGGGAAGCUUCUGUAGGAAGUUCCUACAUGUGCCACAAGGAGCAGCAAAUUAAAGUUUCAGAAGAUCUGUUCAUUAGUGCUUUUGACGUAAGAGUCCAGCCUUUCGGCGUACAUAAUGGAACUUUUGAUACAGCUCAGCAAUGUUCGCUUGAUGAUGACUCCAUUGUAAUCCCAAUCGUAGUUGGUGCUGCCCUCACAGGCCUAAUUGUCAUUAUUGUGGUUGCUUACUUAAUUGGUAGAAGAAGAGGCUAUGCCGGAUACCAAACCCUGUAAAUGUCUCAUCUGCACUUAUCACUCAUCACUUUUUUUUUUUUUUUUUUUUAAAUUAAAGCAAAAGUACAUUUCUAUACUGGAAUCCAGUGUCCAACUCUCAGCUCUUCAAUUACGAUGCUCUCUCAGAAUUGUAUUCCCCCCCUCCCCCAUUUUCUCAAAAAUAAUCCGAUUAAGCUGCUAAACCGAUGUAUUCUAGAAGGGAAGACGUCCUUUGAAUUUUGGCCUUUCCUUACUUCUUUUCAUGUUCAUCAUUGGCACUUAUUUCAGGUAGCAUUCCAAGAGUUAUAGUAAUAAAAGGCGUUAAGUUUGCCCAGGAGCAGUAACCCGUAGCAACCAAUCAGCAGGAAGCAUUUACUGGUCACCUGUUUAAAAUGCAAACAUCUUAUUGGUUGCUGUGGGUUAAUGCUCCUAGGCAAACUUAGUGCCUUUUAUUACAUGUGGGGGUAAGAACACAAAAUAAAUACCUAGCCUUCUGUAAAUGAUUCGCUCUUUUUCUAUCUCUUCAUAUCUCAUUUGUUCUCUUUCUAUUUAAUUCUAAAUAAUACACCAGUUAUCACUGCCCCUAGGUGGAUUUACAUUGCAAAAUCUAGCCUGGCUAUUUCUGGGCCUAUGUGCAUUUUUUCUAAUAUAGUAUCAAAGCUCCCAAAACGGCACCCAUGAAUAGCCGUCAGAUGCAGCUGAUUUUUGUAAGGGCGAUGCAAACCCCUAUAAUUUCUACCUAUGCUAUAGACCUCAUAUCCACAGGAUAUCCCAGGAUGCAAUUAAGUUCUGCACUUCAAAUGUGCUUUAAAAGGGACAAUAAGCUGCUUAAUUAAACUAAGGAUUUUC
Xenopus laevis (African clawed frog) is the source of this 2611-nucleotide messenger RNA. RefSeq names its product lysosomal-associated membrane protein 2 L homeolog (gene lamp2.L). Gene Ontology annotation, cellular component: autophagosome membrane; plasma membrane; membrane. Bases 533 to 1783 code for a protein of 416 amino acids. Gene Ontology annotation, biological process: protein targeting to lysosome involved in chaperone-mediated autophagy; cellular response to starvation; autophagosome maturation. NCBI's taxonomy places the organism in Eukaryota, Metazoa, Chordata, Amphibia, Anura, Pipidae. The record is from RefSeq and is a predicted model, not a curated record. The transcript is spliced from 9 exons.